Pseudonaja textilis is the source of this 6234-nucleotide messenger RNA. It is a transcript of the gene PCGF5, whose product is annotated as polycomb group ring finger 5. NCBI's taxonomy places the organism in Eukaryota, Metazoa, Chordata, Lepidosauria, Squamata, Elapidae. The record is from RefSeq and is a predicted model, not a curated record.
CUUCUUCCCCCCCCCAUCCCCUCCCCGGCAGGAACUCCUGUCAGCUGAACGGCAGCACCUCUUCGCUCCCCCGGCACCAUCCACAGGAGUCCGGCGGCUGCUCUCGGGGCGUUUCGGGGAGGGGAGGGGAAAAUCCAAGGGCUGAAAGAUGUCUAACUCUAAAAAGAAAAUGGAGUUUGGCAUUGUCACCCCUUGAGAAGUGAGAUCCUGCUCCAAUGCUGGGAGACGCCCAGCUGCAGCCAGCAGCACCUCAGCUCCCGUGAUCCCAAAUCUUUUGCCUUCCAAAUCCACGUCUGAAGUCUGAUCACUUGAUUCUGCCUGCUAGUACCACAAAUGGCUACUCAGAGAAAGCACUCUGUGAAAGAUUUCAACCCAUAUAUCACCUGCUGCAUCUGUAAAGGGUAUUUGAUCAAGCCAACUACCGUCACCGAGUGCCUCCAUACUUUCUGCAAGAGUUGUAUUGUGCAACACUUUGAAGACAGCAAUGAUUGCCCCAGGUGUGGCAAUCAAGUACAUGAGACCAAUCCAUUAGAAAUGUUACGGCUGGAUAAUACUUUAGAAGAAAUUAUAUUUAAGCUGGUUCCAGGACUUCGAGAGAAAGAAUUGCACCGUGAAGCUGAAUUCUGGAAGAAAAACAAACCUAUAGAAAAUGGAGAAGAAGAAAAUUCAAAUUCUGAAAAUCCUAAAGAUGGUGAAAAUGGAGAUGAAAACCAAGAAGAUAAAGACUAUCACAGGAGUGACCCACAGAUUGCUAUUUGUCUGGAUUGUUUACGUAACAAUGGGCAGUCUGGUGAUAAUGUAGUCAAAGGGUUGAUGAAGAAAUUCAUCCGGUGUUCUACACGAGUAACUGUAGGAACCAUCAAGAAAUUUCUAAGUUUAAAAUUAAAACUUCCAAGUUCUUAUGAGCUGGAUGUACUAUGCAAUGGGGAAAUCAUGGGGAAGGAUCAUACUAUGGAAUUCAUCUACAUGACAAGAUGGAGACUACGAGGCGAAAAUUUUCGGUGUCAGAACUGCUCCUCAUCACAAGUCUGCUCACAGGAUGGCUCUUUUUAUCAGUCUUAUCCCAUGGUACUCCAGUAUCGACCCAGAAUUGACUUCAGUUAAACCAAAGGGCCAGAUUCUACUGAGAUUAAACCUGCACUAUGUUGUUUACCCAUCGACAGAUUGCACAAUGAAUGGAUGUGCCUGGAUUGGGGGGGGAGGGGGGGAAACCACUCGAAUUUCAACCUGCGAAUAUGGACUUCUCUUCAGCUGAUCAAUUACUUUGUCCCUGCUGUUAGAGUAAACCAAGUGCCAUUCUACAACUGAAACAUUCAUGAUAUAUUUGUGGCAUCAAAGACUGUAAAUUAUAGCCAAAUCAUUAAAUGUAUAGUCCAGAGUCAGAAUCUCUCGAAUAUUUGCUUUGCCUGAUAGAAAACUUAAAUGGUUCCAUAACACCGAUUACAUUAGAAAAAAUAGCUGUCUUCUAUUUCUCUUGUGGUAUCAUUGGUUUUUUCCCCACAUGUACUGUUUUACUGAAGAAAAAGUUGUUUAAAAGUACUGUAUGAAAGGUUAAAAACUAUACCUUUAAAUAUUUUGUAUAUAAUACAUGUUUCAGAAACGUGGUUAUUUUACUCGUUCAGAUUCUCAUAGAAUCUGAUGUAGUUCACUCAUUAAUAUACAGUGAUCAUUUAGCAGUAUCUGAAGAGUUAGAUUUUGUAUCAAAGGAGUUAAAAACAUCUAGACUGAAUUGAACUUGACUAGUACAAUAUCAAAUGGUCUCCUUCAAUAAUACACAAAACUUAAAGUUUUGAUUUGGACUAAUAGCACAUUGUUACAUGUGCAGCAGGUAAAAUAAGAGUUUUUAAAAUAAGAGAUAUAUUUAAAUUUUAUUGUAAUUUAACUAAAAAGAAAAACUAUCGUGAAAACUUUAUUCUCAAAGUGUGGCUUAUAUUUUUAAUUGCUGCUUUCCCUUUGAAAUUUGGUAAUAAUACUAGAAAGUUGUGGGUUGAAAUUGGUGGUCUUAAAUGUGUUGGAUUACAUCCACUGAAAUGGCAUUUGCUUCGGUAUUCUUUAAACAUAUUCAGUAAUAUGCAUCAGUACAUUAUAAAAUGAGCCGGUUAAUUGCAUCACAGCCCAGUCUAGGUUUACCAGGAAUCUUACUGUUGUUAUGAAAUGGGUUAUCAAGUGUGAAAUUCAAGUAAAUUUGAAUGGUUACAAAGCUAUCUGACCAAAACUACUGGAUGUUCAGGGUGUUUGGUUUUUUUCAUAACAGUAGUGUUCAAAAAUAUUAAAUGGUUGCCUUAGGUAUUAUAUGUGAAUUCUUGUUCAAUAAUGUUGUGCUAUGGAUAUUACUGCAGAAAUCACAAUGUAUUGUAUACUGUUUUUUCCUCGUCUUCCAUUACUUUUUUGCAGUUAAAAACAAAGGUAACAGUCAAAUUUAACUAUUUGUAUAAUUUUUAAUAAACAUCAUUCUUUAUAUAGUAAAUUACAUACCAUAAGACAAGUAAUUCACUCUAGAAAACUAGUUUUGGAAACUAAGCUCGAAUUCUGUAUGCCUUCCUUGUAAUACAGCGGUCUUGUAAGUAAAAGCAUAUAAAAUAGAUCAUUAUUUCUAGGGGGAAAACAUUCUAUUUGCACCAGGUCAAAUCCCACACUAAUAGACCUGGUUCUAAAGCUCUAGUCCAGAGUAAUCAGCUGUACAUAGAUUAAAAUACUGUGCAAUGCUUGUUAUGCCUGGGGCCAGUACUUUCUGACAAAUAUAGAGAAUUCUCAGAUAAAUGUUAAAUCAUCUGUUAAAUGUUCUCAGCUCAUUGAAAAAGUAUCAUUUGUACAUGCUUUUUUUGUUAGAUGCAAUAGGUUGGAUCCAAAUGCCAGUUUCAGCUCCUGCCUAGGAGAUUUUUUUUCUUUUUUAAAUAGUUAAAUGUGCCCUAUGGCAUACCAAAACAAUAUUUUUGCUGUUCCCUUCCAUUUUCAAAGCAGCUGAUACAUUGCUUUCGAAGCUACUUUUAAAUAUACAAAACUUUGGGCCCAUGGAACUCAUUCUGUGAAUCUUUGUCAGAAUUUUGUAUAUUCUGAUUGGGUUUACCCAUUGUGCUUUGUCAUCACAAAGUUUGUUGGGUUUUGGCUUAGCUUAUGCUGUGAACCCAUGUGGUUUGCAAACUAUGAUUGAUGGCUUUGAUGACAUAUUAACCCAGCCAGUUAUGAUUUAUCCAAUAAAUCAAUCAUGCCAUAACACCGAAGAAGUCAGAUCUAGUUGGGGACCUGAUUACAUAAAGUUGUACAUAAAGCUCUUUCAGUCUUCAGUUUAAUAUGUAUAUAAUGACAACAGAUUUCUUAAUGCAUUCAGUGUCUUAAGAAUGGCUUUGAAUAUUCCCUUCAAGCAAGGGGGUAAAUAUAUGUGUGUGUGUGUGUGUGAUUUGUGGGUUUUGUUCCAUAAUUCUGAAUAACACCCAACGCUGCAAUUCCCAUAUUCCUGGGACAAAUGACUAUGAACCUAGAAGUAUGUAUGUCUCCCGAUGGAGAAGAUACAUAGGGCAUUACUUUCUACUUUAUCCUAAACCCUAGGAAAUGGACGCAUAGUUCAAAUUUUCAGGGUUUUUGCGGGAAUCUAAAUUUGCCUGCUCCUGGGACAUCUUAUCAAUAUAGAUCAGUCCUACAUAAUGCCUUUAUCACUUUUUUUCUGGUAUUUUUUGCAAUUAAUUGAAAGAUCUUCCACUAUUGCUGAGCAAACAUAGCUAACUCAUCAGCAGUGAGACUUAUCUGUCCCAAUACUAAGAGGAAGCAUCUAGUCUUUUUCUCAUGUCAGCACUCUAUCAGUCAGAGCAUUGUUAAAAUUAAACAUUCAUGCAACUGUAAAAGCAUUCUUGAUUUUACAAUUAAGUAUGUGCACAAUCUCUGUUUCAGGUUUCCUCUGCAGAAUGAGUAAUUAUUGCUUUAUCUUGUCUCAUUAGAAGAAAUGUAAUAUUCCAUGGGUUAAUUCCAACUGAUCUGUGUUACAUUUCCAAUCUCCUAUUUCUUAUUAUACUGUAGAGGACUGAAGCGUUUUGUCCUAAUCUGCCAAAAUAUUUUCUGCUGUACCUAGCAGGGAUUUUGCCUUUUGCUAUACAAAAAGACCGUAUGAAAACAAAUGUUUGUGCUCUGAGGUAAAAAGAAAAACUUUCAACAACAAUUCAAUGAAUUUUCAGAUUUCAGAACCAGCUUAUUUCAUUAUUUCAUUGUUGUAAUAUUAUUUAGCCAUGAUUGGUAAAAAAAUUUCCAAUUGAGUUGGGGGGGGAAAGCAUAUAAAAGUCCAAGAUAUGACUUCUCAGCUGUGAAAGUAAAAGCCUUAAAAUAUUUCUUGCACAUCUAACCUCCUUGUGGCCUAAAAAUUUGCAUUUCUGAUACAGGUGCAUUGUACCUCUACACUGUAGAUGCUUUUUGUCAAAAUUCACAUCAUGUUAAUAUAGUGAUAGAGAAUCUGAGCAUUUCCUUGUAAACAUGAAGAGAGGCUUUUAUUUAGCCACUGAACCAAAAAUCCCUAAUACGCUUUUACUUUACAGUAAUUUUUCACAAAGCGACACAAAGGAAAUGAAAUUAUCCAUUGAAAGCAAUAAAACAAAAUUUAGUUGGGGAGUAGGUUCCCUUUUCAUCAGUAUCCUAUUCACUUUAGAUGCUUGUGAAUGUGGCAUGUGUACUCAGGCUUAUUUCAAAAUACGUCCUUUUCUCUGAACAAGAGGAAACUGCAGGAGGUCUACAGCAGGGGUGUCAAACUCGAUUUCAUUAAGGGCUACAUUAGAUUGUGUUUGACCUCGGGGGCUGGGUGGGCGUGGCCAACUCAAACCCAAAGCUAACCUUCUCUGAGCCAGUCCUUGAGUAUUGAGACACACCCCACCACACCCAGGCCUAUACACAGUUAUAGUUCUGGCCACGCCUAACUUACUAUAUCUAAAUGCUAUUAACCCUAUAACAUGUCUACAUCCCUAACCUAUUCUGAUCCUCACUAACUGAUCCCCACCUGGUUCCACUUUCACCAUGUCUUAACUUAAUGCUUAAUUACCACCUAUAUGUGCCCCAACCCCCUCUAACAAUAUACACCACAUCAAUACAUGAAAGAAACCAUUCCCAGCCCCGCAGUUGCUUCAGAAUCCAUCCUGCAGCUCACAGCUCUGCUGACUCAUUCUACAGCAACCUUCAACAUCAUCAGCUAGCACACAAGCAGCAAUACAGAUCCGGCGUCAGCAAAGCUAAGGUAAUAUUCUCCACUGCCAGCUGACUUGCUGCGAGGUGUGUUCGGAGCUGAAGGGCUCCAUAGCGAACUCAGAGCCCAACAGGUGAGCGUGGCCAGCUCAACGUCCUGCAGCAAGCCAGCUCAACGUCUCUGCCAGCAAAAAUGGAGCUCAGAAGGCUGUCCUGAACUCCAUUUUCGCUGGCAGAGGUUCUGCAAGUCAGUCCUUUGCUGUUUCCAGGAUAGCCCGACAGGCCAGAUCUAACCACCCUGCAGGCCAGAUCUAGCCCGUGGGCCUUGAGUUUGACACCCCUGGUCUACAGGGUGUCAGUGGCUUGUGUGGCAUGAUGACAUAAUCAUGAGGUGACUUUACCUACUAACAUCAAAUGCCAUGAGGCCAUUGAUAAAAGUUGUAUGACCACAUCAUUUAUCCAGUGAUGUUUAGAUGUCACUGUGACUCAUAAUGUACACUGCUGCUACGAAAUACUGUAGUUCAGGAGAGAGGCUAAAUCUUUUUAGGUAGAAAAGUCUCAAAAUAAUUGGCAUCUUCAGCUAAAUAAUGAGUUGUAUUUGGAAGUAUAGAUAAUUCCCUACAGUAUGUGGAGAUAGUACUGAGUUAGAUAGUACUGAUAGUACUACUGUAAAACAUUUUAAUAUACAGUACUUUGAAAGAGAAUGUGUUUGCUAUAUUGAAGCAAAUGGCUUUAUUUAAAUGUUACGGUUCAGUUUUAUCUGUCUGCACAAACACAAAGGUAAUACUUUUUUUUUCUUUUGUUAAUGAUAGUUUAGCUAGCUAGUUAGCUGUAAUACACUUUCCAGUUACCUUUACAAGUGAUCUGCCAUUUUUAAUGGAAGCUCAUCUCAAAUUCUGACAUGGUGCAAUUAUUUUAAAUAAAUUAUGGAAAUCUAUAGAGUAUUAAAAUAUUCAGUUCUCCAAGAGAAAGUUGAUGCUUGCCAUUAUUUACAUGGAAUGUACUAUGAAGGCUUUACGGGAAGAAAAAUAUUCUGAUUAUUUUUGAGUUGCUAAAACAAAGUAGAUCGAAUAUGCA